This is a messenger RNA of Impatiens glandulifera, 873 nucleotides long. RefSeq lists its product as uncharacterized. Bases 15 to 722 code for a protein of 235 amino acids. NCBI's taxonomy places the organism in Eukaryota, Viridiplantae, Streptophyta, Magnoliopsida, Ericales, Balsaminaceae. The transcript has 5 exons. The record is from RefSeq and is a predicted model, not a curated record.
UUAACCAUUUUCACAUGUCAUCGUACAAACAAUGUCCUAACAUCAUCAUCAUCCGCGAAUCGAAUCGAAUCGCAUCUAAAAAAAUCAACACUCAAAAUUCAGCUAACCAAUCGGUCGGUGUUCAUAAACUUCUCCCGCUUCGUCUUCCCCGGACACCCUCUCUCUCUUCUCUUCAACUUUACACAUCGAGAUUCGGAGAAGAGGAAGAGGUUGAUCUAAAUUCUUCUAAGUUACGGAUUUCUGCAUCAAUGGCUUUCAUUUCAUUCAUCGGCAGACUUCUCUUCGUUUCCGUCUUCAUUCUCUCAGCUUGGCAAGAGUUCAGUGAAUUUGGGGUUGAUGGUGGACCAGCGGCCAAAACCCUGAAACCCAAGUUCAAUAUCUUCUUGAAGCAUGUGACUGAUCAUACUGGGUUGAAAGUGCCAGAUGUUGAAAUCAAACAUUUAAUUGCAGCUUCAAUUGUUAUGAAGGGAUUGGGAAGCUUUCUUUUCAUCUUUGGGAGUUCAAUUGGAGCCUAUUUGUUGCUUCUUCACAAAUUGAUAGCCACUCCAAUCUUGUACGACUUCUACAACUACGAUGAUGACAGAAAAGAAUAUGGUCAACUUUUUGUUAAGUUUACACAGAGUCUGGCAUUGUUUGGGGCAAUACUGUUCUUCAUCGGUAUGAAUAAUUCAAUGCCAAGAAGAUUGGUUAAAAAGAAGGUUCUGAAAGCCAAAACAGUGUAGAACAAAGGGUGGUGGUGAGUUAUGCAAUUCCACUGAAUCAUUUUGUAUGAUUAUUAUUGUAGUUUUGGAGAUGGUUUCUUCUUCUGUCUUUUUUAGAUUAUGGUUUUCAGAAUGUGACUGGUUUUGUUGGGAAAGUAUUCUUUUUUACAUA